Trichomonas vaginalis G3 is the source of this 3069-nucleotide messenger RNA. RefSeq lists its product as uncharacterized. The coding region runs from base 1 to 3069 and encodes 1022 amino acids. The record is from RefSeq and is a predicted model, not a curated record. Lineage: Eukaryota; Parabasalia; Trichomonadida; Trichomonadidae. The transcript has a single exon.
AUGAGAGGAAGGACUCUCUCCCUCUCCGGAAAGACGCUUCUGGCGCCUACUGUCGCAGGCAACGGGGGCUUCAGAGAGUCCAAACUUAGCAGUACUGUGCCUAUUUCGAGUAAACCUUCGAAUUCAACAGGUAUCUCGCCUCGAAUUACUAAGCCAAUAAAAAUUCGAGAUUUGCAAUCAAUCAGUACAUCAAACAUCACUAUCACAUCCAAAGAAAACAUGAUACUUGUUAGGAAACAAUUAGAUAAGCUAUAUCGAAACGUCAAAGAAAUUACGUUAUAUAACCAUGCAAAAGUUUUUUCAGAAACAAAUAUAGUAGAAUCAUUAAAUACAGCUAUAGAGUCUUUUCGUACACUCUAUCACGACGCAGUCUAUUACUAUAAGUCAAUAAAAGCAAUUGAGGAAGCAAUUCCUUCUAAUAGAGUUGUUUCGAAUGCACAAUUGAAAUCUUCAACUUUAACAUUCCGUAAACAAUGGCAAGAUAUUUGCACACAAUUCAAUACAAUCAAAGAAAAAGGAGUUACAUCUUUGAAUGACUAUAUAACACUAAAGUUCCAUUCGAUUAAACAACUACUGGCUCAUGUUGCUACAUAUACAAAAGUUCAAGCAAAUAAAGAUCAAAUUGAAAAAUCAACAAUAAAAAUGCAAGAAACAAUGCUUGCUUUAAGUAAAAGUACCACAAUGACAUUAACACAGCGAGAUGCAGUGAAUGAACAGCCUACUUUAAUGGAAACUCCAAUAAGAGAUAUCAGAUCUUUUAAUCAACAGUUUAACGAAGCUUGCUUUAAUGUAUUUACAAGAUGUGGUGUUCAACAAAGUGAUCUUAAGCAGCUAAAACAAGAUAUUAUAUCAGGUAGCAACGAAAUCGUAAUCGCCAUCAGAGCAGGCUUUUCUUUUGACAAGGACAUGAAUAUGCUUACUCAACAGUUCGAUAAAAUAACAGAAUUCGUAGAUACAAUGAUGGAUCUUGUUGAAUUACCUCCAUCUCCUGUCAGAUCUCCACUUUUAACCUCAAGGAGGAACACAUCGAGGUUUGCAAACACUCCUGUUGGUGAAACAAUUACUCCAAACCCAGAAUAUAAUGGUGUUGUCGAUAUGGUUGAAAAAUUUGUUACAGAUAUCCAGAAAGACUUCAAAUUAGAGAUCAAUCCUGAAUGUGAUGUAUUUGAAAAGCUAGAAGAAAUAAGAUCCCAGCUUCUUAUCUCAUAUAAACCAGAUGACGACAUUAAUAAGUCAGAAGUCAAAUUUGCAGAUGUCCAAUUCCAAACAUCAGGAAGACAGAACGAACUAGACAUUGCUGAAGGUACUGGACAGAGCAUUUAUACAGAUUUUGAUGACUCUUUCACGCAAACAACAGCGAGAUCUACAAGAAGUCGAAGAGUUUCUAAUAUGUCUGAUCCAAUAAACCUUUUAGAAGCUAAAGUAGCCAAACUAGAGGAAGAACUGAAGAAGAAAGACGAAGAAAUCAAUGAACUCAAACAAACUUCAGAUCAAAGAGCCAAACUAACAUUGGAAAAAGCAAUAAACAAAAUGAGUGGAAUUCUGUCUGAUUCAGAUGGAGAAUUCGUGAAAGAUGGUGAGAAUGCAGAGAAACUGCAGCUGUUUGUUGUCGACAGGAAGUGUCCUAUUUGUGCAAAAAGAGAAGUAGAAGAGCUAGAAAUCGUUGAAAAAGCGAGAGAUGCGUUUUUGAAAGUAGAUGCAACUGUUUCUGAUUUAAAUCAAUUACCACAAGCAAUUGAUGAAUUAGUUGAACAGGUACAGACAGCUCAGAAUGAAGUUGUUCUAAGAAAUGAAGAAUUAGACAUAAAGAACUCAGAGAUCUUCAAUUUAAACCAAAAACUUGAAGAACAAAAUGACAAAAUCACUGCAAUGCAAAUGGCUCAAAACACAUUGAAACAAUUGUUAUAUGGAGACAAUCCACCAUCAGACGACAUGGAUGUAGCAGCAAUUACAAUGAACGCAUUCAAUGAACUCGAAAAGAAACACAAAAACGAACUGAAAGAGCUAGAAAUUAGCAUAGAAAAGAAACACAGAGAAGGAUGGGAAAAAGUCUACGAAACCCUCAAAAUUUCAAAAGAUGAAGGGCCACAAGCGAUUUAUAAUGAGUUUGACAAACAAAACAAAGUCAUUGAAGACUUGAGGAACCAGUUGAACCAAGCAAAUGGUGUUCUGAAGAGAAUAGAGGCAUGGAUGAGAGACCACGCAACAGCACAGACACAAGGAAUGGGUCUGGAAGAGAAAUUCCAGUCAUUGAUGUUCGCAAUCGACGAAGCACCAAAUCCUUUGUCUUUGCCAUACGAAGAACUCAUGAAAGAAAGAAGACAAAUAAGAUCUGAAAUAGAAGAAACAGUAACAAACUUGGCAAAGCAGUUCCACACGAAACUGGGUGUCAAGAACUUGAAGACAGUUAAAAUAGCAAAACUCAUGGAAUUGCAUAAAGAUUUGACAGGAAAAGCAACAGGAGAUAUGGGUGCAAAAAUUGAAAAAAUCACAAAAUUGAGUCAAACAAUUGAAAAAUUGAGAGGUAUCAUUGUAAAACAAUGCAAUAGAUUAUGGGAAUUCUUGGAAGUUCCUCCACAUGACUUUGAGAAUAACAAUAUUGAAGAGAUGAUGAAUAAACUGGCAGAGCUUAUUGAAAAAGUUUGCUGUUCUGGAUCUCAAAAUUUCGUAUCUAAAGAAGUCAUAAACAAAGCUGUUGUUCCAAUCAGAAAACACAUUAGUUCUAAGUCAAAUGAUCCAAGAGUUUUCAUUCCCGAAAUGGUAAAGUUCAUCAUGGAGAGCUAUGACACGUUCACAAUGAUAUACACUGUUGCUAAACCUCUUGAAGAAGCUUUGGGAGCUUAUGAUUUCACGAAAAUGCCUGAAAUUGGUGAUAAAAAAUUUUCUCAUACGAGAGAAUGCGUUUUUAGAGUGAAUGCUAUUGUGAAGGAAGCACAAGAGAAGUAUAAGGACAAACAAGGAUAUCGAGCUUUCGAUGUUCUUAAUGAUUUUGUCUCUUUGACUUGUGCUUUGUUCUCAUUACUUGCAUCUCAAUCAUUUGGAACUCCAGGAGCAAAUGUUUUAGCAUAG